Molecule: messenger RNA, 551 nt
Organism: Sorghum bicolor (sorghum)
Lineage: Eukaryota; Viridiplantae; Streptophyta; Magnoliopsida; Poales; Poaceae
Product: glycine-rich cell wall structural protein 2
Exons: 1
Coding region: 1-351 (116 amino acids)
Source: RefSeq, a predicted model, not a curated record
AUGGGCGGUAAGGGCGGCGGAGGUGGUGGUGGCAAGGGCGGCGGCGGCGGCGGCAAGGGUGGAGGUAGUGGUGGUGGCAAGGGCGGUGGCGGCGGCGGCGGUGGUAAGGGAGGGGGCUCUCACUCCGGCGGGGGAGGCGCGGGCGGCUCGGGCAAGUCAGGCGGCGGCGGUGGGUUCGCCGGGCAUGGUGGUGGUGGUGGUGGUGGUGCAGGGAAGUCGGGCUCCGGCGGCGGCGGCGGAGGCAUGAUGAAGGCGCCCGGCGGCGACGGCGCGUACAUCUCCCGCUCCGGCUUCGAGUCCAACCCGCAGGGCUACUUCCAGGGCCUCAACCAGGGAGGAGGCAACAAGUAGAGAUCGAUCAACCUGGACUGCUGCUGCUUGUUAGUUGACAAGUGUUUGUGAUGCGUUUUCGCGAACAGGUCGUAUGUAACCUGUGUUUUCAAGUGUUUGUGACAUGUACGUACGUGUGGUCGAUCAUGCAUGGACCGACAGUGUCCAUAGCUCCUAAAUAAUGUAAAAAGUACCUGCACUGCUGAUCCGCAUGCAACGGU